Messenger RNA from Hirundo rustica (Barn swallow), 1281 nucleotides. Its product is annotated as ovalbumin-related protein Y-like. The transcript is spliced from 8 exons. Gene Ontology annotation, molecular function: serine-type endopeptidase inhibitor activity. Lineage: Eukaryota; Metazoa; Chordata; Aves; Passeriformes; Hirundinidae. The record is from RefSeq and is a predicted model, not a curated record. The coding region runs from base 59 to 1219 and encodes 386 amino acids. Gene Ontology annotation, biological process: negative regulation of endopeptidase activity.
GAGAAGCUGUGCUAUACCUUUCCCUGGUGACUCUGAUAAGACAACACGGAAUUUCACAAUGGGCUCCAUCAGUGCAGCAAAUGCAGAGUUUUGUUUUGACGUAUUCAAGGAGGUGAAAUUUCACCGCAGCAAUGACAAUGUGCUCUUUUCCUCCCUGAGCAUGCUUUCAACCCUGGCCCUGGUGUAUAUGGGAGCAAGGGGUAAGACUCAAUCCCAGAUGGAAAAGGUUCUUCACUUUGAUAAUGUUACAGGAGACAUUUCUGACUCCCAGUGUGGCACUGCUGAGUACAUCCACAAAACAUUCAAGGAUCUCCUCUCAGACAUCAGCAGGCAAAAUGCUACUUACUCCCUCAGGAUUGCUGACAGACUCUAUAUUGAAAAAACAUAUCCUAUUCUUCAGGAAUACAUAAAGUGUGCAAAGAAAUUUUACAAAGCAGAGCUGGAAGAAGUUGACUUCAAAACAGCUGCAGAGGAAGCAAGACAGCUCAUCAAUUCCUGGGUGGAGAAAGAGACAAAUGGACGGAUCCAAGACUUCCUGGUGUCAGACUCUGUUGAUCUCGAUACUGCGCUGGUCUUUGUGAAUGUCAUUUACUUCAAAGGGAUAUGGAAAACGGCAUUUAAAGAAGAAUACACUCGGGAAGAGCCUUUCAAUGUGACUGAGCAAGAGAGCAGACCCGUGCAAAUGAUGCAUCAGAACAGCACUUUCAAAGUGGCAAGAGUGCCUGAAGACAAAAUUAGGGUCCUGGAGCUUCCAUACACCAGUGGAGAGCUGAGCCUGUUGGUGCUGCUGCCUGAUGACAUCUCUGGGCUGGCACAGCUUGAGAACAAAAUCAGCUAUGAAAAACUCAUGGAGUGGACCAGUUCCAAGGUGAUGGAAAAGAAGAAGGUGAAAGUGUACCUCCCACGCAUGAAGAUUGAGGAGAAAUAUAACCUCACGUCUGUCUUGACAUCCUUGGGUAUGACCGACCUGUUCAGCCCCUCAGCCAACCUCUCUGGCAUCUCUUCAGCAGAGAGCCUGAGGAUAUCUGAGGCCAUCCAUGAGGCAUACAUGGAAGUCACUGAAGAGGGCACAGAGGCAGGUGGCUCAGAGGUUGUGACUGGAGACAUCCAACAUUCCUCUGAGUUUGAAGAGUUUAGGGCUGACCACCCAUUCCUUUUCUUGGUUAAACACAAUCCAAGUGACAUGAUCCUCCUCUUUGGUAGAUAUUGUUCUCCCUAAGGAGAAAAAGGGCUGGACAUAAUGCUUUCCCUCCCCUAAGAAACAGGCCCCCCUUACUCUAG